Xiphias gladius (swordfish) is the source of this 5674-nucleotide messenger RNA. It is a transcript of the gene atp8b2, whose product is annotated as ATPase phospholipid transporting 8B2. Gene Ontology annotation, cellular component: plasma membrane. The transcript has 29 exons. The record is from RefSeq and is a predicted model, not a curated record. NCBI's taxonomy places the organism in Eukaryota, Metazoa, Chordata, Actinopteri, Istiophoriformes, Xiphiidae. Gene Ontology annotation, molecular function: ATPase-coupled intramembrane lipid carrier activity; magnesium ion binding; ATP hydrolysis activity. Gene Ontology annotation, biological process: Golgi organization; phospholipid translocation. Bases 90 to 4256 code for a protein of 1388 amino acids.
GCUUCUCCCCCGCGUCCUUGCGGAGAUGUGGCGGUCACGGCGCAUGUUUGACGACAAUUCACGCGCUGACUGUUAAAGUUAAAGCCAAGAUGACAGUACCGAAAGAAAUCCCGGAGAAAUGGUUUCCAAUUGUUCUGCCUCUGCAAAGAAAGAAACAGAAAGGACUUGAGGGAGGCAAAUCGGAAAAGAGGAGGACAGAGGAGGAAAGAAGGGUCAGAGCUAAUGACAGAGAGUACAAUGAAAAGUUUCAGUAUGCGAGUAAUUGCAUCAUGACAUCCAAGUACAACAUCAUCACCUUUCUGCCCGUCAACCUGUUUGAGCAGUUCCAGGAAGUAGCCAACACCUACUUCCUUUUCCUGCUCAUACUGCAGUUGAUACCUCAGAUCUCCUCCCUCUCCUGGUUCACUACCAUCGUGCCUUUAGCUCUGGUGUUGAGCAUCACUGCAGUAAAGGAUGCCACAGAUGACUAUUUUCGUCACAAGAGCGACAACCAAGUGAACAACCGUCAGUCUCAGGUCCUCAUCCGUGGCUCUCUUCAGAAUGAAAAGUGGAUGAAUGUUCGAGUGGGUGAUAUCAUUAAACUGGAGAACAACCAGUUUGUGGCAGCUGACCUGCUCCUGUUGUACAGCAGUGAACCUCACGGGCUCUGUUACAUUGAGACAGCCGAGCUGGAUGGAGAGACCAAUAUGAAGGUGCGUCAGUCUGUAUCAGUGACAUCUGAACUUGGAGACCCGAACAACUUAGCUUCAUUUGACGGUGAGGUGCUGUGUGAGCCCCCUAACAACAAGCUGGAUCGUUUCUCUGGGACUCUGUACUGGAGAGAGAAGAAAUACACCCUAACCAACCAAAAUAUGCUGCUGCGAGGGUGCGUCCUCCGCAACACUGAAGCCUGCUACGGCCUGGUCAUCUUCGCAGGCCCAGAUACCAAGCUAAUGCAGAACAGCGGUCGCACUAAGUUUAAGCGUACGAGCAUCGAUCGUCUGAUGAACACUCUGGUCCUCUGGAUCUUUGGCUUCCUAGUGUGUAUGGGUGUGAUCUUGGCUGUUGGUAAUGCAGUGUGGGAGAAAGAGGUGGGGUCCUUGUUUCAGAGCUACCUGCCCUGGGACCCGCCUGUCGACAACUUUCUGUUCAAUGCCUUCCUCUCCUUCUGGUCCUAUGUCAUCAUUCUCAACACCGUGGUGCCUAUCUCUCUGUAUGUCAGUGUGGAGGUGAUCAGGCUGGGUCAUAGCUACUUCAUUAACUGGGACCAGCAGAUGUUCUGCUCACAGUGUAACACAGCAGCUGAGGCCAGGACCACCACUCUGAACGAGGAGCUGGGCCAGGUUGAAUACAUCUUCAGUGAUAAGACUGGAACUCUCACUCAGAACAUCAUGAGCUUCAACAAGUGCUCCAUCAAUGGACAGACUUAUGGUGAAGUCACAGACCCACUUGGACUUCAGCCAAAGAGACUGGACUUUACUCCCUUCAACCCCCUGGCGGACCCGGACUUCUGUUUCUAUGACGACACGCUGCUGGAAUCAGUGAAAGUGGGAGACUCGCACACUCACGAGUUUUUCCGCCUGCUCUCCCUCUGCCACACUGUCAUGAGUGAGGAGAAGAGUGAGGGAGAGCUGUUCUAUAAGGCUCAGUCUCCAGAUGAGGGCGCUUUAGUGACAGCGGCUCGAAACUUUGGCUUUGUGUUUCGCUCCCGAACGCCUGGGACGAUCACCACAACAGAGAUGGGACGACCUGUCACCUACACUCUGCUCGCCAUUCUGGACUUCAACAACAUACGUAAAAGGAUGUCUGUUAUAGUGCGUAACCCAGAGGGCAGGAUCCGUCUGUACUGUAAAGGAGCUGACACUGUGCUGCUGGAGAGACUCCACCACUGUAACCAGGAACUGGUGAAUAUCACCUCAGACCACCUCAAUGAGUACGCAGCAGAUGGGCUGCGGACCCUGGCCCUGGCCUACAGGGACCUGUCCGAGGACGAGUGGGAGGCAUGGUCAGAGAGCCACCGCUGCGCUGACAAGGCCACCAACUGCAGAGAGGACCGACUGGCAGCUGCUUACGAGCAGAUAGAGCAAGACAUGAUGCUCUUGGGUGCCACAGCUAUAGAGGACAAGCUGCAGGAAGGUGUACCAGAGACCAUCGCUGUCCUCUCUCUGGCCAACAUCAAAAUCUGGGUUCUCACUGGAGACAAGCAGGAGACGGCUGUCAACAUAGGUUACUCCUGCAAGAUGCUGACAGAUGAUAUGACUGAGGUGUUCAUCAUCAGUGGGCACACUGUCCAGAGUGUACGGAAGGAGCUCAGGAGGGCGAGGGAAAGGAUGAUAGAGCUGUCACGAACCAGAGAUGGAGGGAAGGAGGCAGGGAUGGAGGGAUGGGGAGAGGCGUGUUUCAUGGGUAAUGGGCUCAGAGAAGGACAAGAAGGAGAUGGUAGGGGAGGAGGAGAGGGAGGAGGGAAACAGCAGGAGUGCUCUCCUCCUCCUCCACCUCCCUCCAACCUCAUGGACAAUAUCUCUGGAGAGUUUGCCCUCAUAAUCAACGGUCACAGUCUGGCCCAUGCUCUAGAAGCAGACAUGGAGACGGAAUUUGUGUCGACAGCGUGUGCGUGCAAAGCAGUGAUCUGCUGCAGAGUCACCCCGCUGCAAAAAGCUCAGGUGGUGGAGCUCAUCAAGAAACACAAGAAGGCCGUCACUCUGGCUAUAGGAGAUGGCGCUAACGACGUUAGCAUGAUCAAAAGCGCUCAUAUAGGAGUUGGUAUCUCAGGUCAGGAGGGGAUCCAGGCCGUGCUGGCCAGUGACUACUCCUUCUCCCAGUUCCGCUUCCUUCAACGCCUGCUGCUAGUCCAUGGCCGCUGGUCCUACCUGCGCAUGUGCCGUUUCCUAUGCUACUUCUUCUACAAGAAUUUUGCUUUCACCAUGGUGCACUUCUGGUUCGGCUUCUUUUGCGGCUUCUCUGCUCAGACUGUGUAUGAUCAGUACUUCAUCACACUCUACAACAUUGUCUACACCUCCCUCCCUGUGCUGGCCAUGGGGAUAUUUGACCAGGAUGUUCCCGACCAAAGGAGCCUGGAGUAUCCUAAACUGUACGAGCCUGGGCAGCUCAACCUCCUCUUCAACAAGAAGGAGUUCUUCAUCUGCAUUGCGCAGGGCAUCUACACAUCAGUGGUGCUGUUUUUUGUCCCCUAUGCUGUCCUUUCUGAUGCCGCUCAGAGCAACGGAGGGCCCCUCGCUGACUACCAGACCUUCGCUGUCACCACAGCAACCGCCCUGGUCAUUGUGGUCAGCAUGCAGAUCGCUCUUGACACAGGCUUCUGGACAGUCAUCAACCAUGUGUUUGUGUGGGGCUCUCUUGGCUCCUACUUCACCAUAAUGUUGGCUCUGAACAGUCAGACCCUCUUCAGGAUCUUUCCCAAUCAGUUCCACUUUGUUGGUAGUGCCCAGAGCACAUUAUUGCAGCCUGUCGUGUGGUUAACUAUUGCACUGGCAACAGCAAUAUGCAUAGUUCCAGUUUUGGCAUUCCGCUUCCUCAAGCUGGACCUUAAACCUCAGCUCGCAGACACGGUGCGCUACACUCAGUUGGUGCGGCAGAAGAAGCGGAAGCCAGUGGGUCGCAGAGUGGUAGGUGCCUGGCGCGGUGUGGGCAGCGCAUCAGAGGGUCGUCUGAGCGCUCGGGGUGGUUCUAGGAGGUCCGGCUAUGCCUUUGCCCACCAGGAGGGCUUUGGAGAGCUGAUCACCUCAGGGAAGAACAUGAGGCUCUCCUCUCUGGCCCUGGCUACCUUUGCCUCAAGACACAGCUCCAGCUGGAUCGACACGCUCCGCAGGAAGAAACAUACUCACACUCACACUCCCCCCAGCACCUCGGGGGAGUGCAGUCCAGCGCCCAGUUAUGUCUCUGGGUCAGUUCCGCCACUUUCAAACUCCUCGUCUGUUCUGGGCAGCUCACAAGAUACACCCAUUGAGGAGGAAACAGGCACAGCACCAGCCCAAAAUACACAGACUGUUCCAGCUUCAUUCAUACAAACCCUACCAGCUUUAGCGUCGGAUUCAGAAUCAGCUGCACCUCAGGUUCCAGCUCAGGCCCUCGGAGCUGGUGUCCUCAGCUCCACAGCGGUGAGAUGCCAUGUGGGAGACUCACCGGGAGGCUGGACGCUCACUCUGGGGACUGUGCAGGAAGCUCUGUUUGGUUGGAAGGGCAUUGCGGCUCGCACCAGUGCACCGAGCAGCCAAGGCCCACCCUCUAUUGCCAAGGAAACCAGCCAGAUUGAGUGACACAUUCAUAAUAAAUGGAGGAGUUACUUGUUGGCUUCUGUCCAUCAGAUGUUUGUGCGCACAUACAGGAUCUGUUCUGUGCUUUUCUGGAUGGAUACUGAGACACUGAGAGCACACAGACUUUUAUAAAAAGAUGCAAAGAUCUCCUCUCUGUUUCCCAGCUGAUGUGUCUCAAAAGAAAUCAUUUACAUCUGAAUCACAGGAGGAAGUGGCACUUCCUGAUGACAUUGACUUUGUCAACUAUGAACUAGGAUUUAAUGGUGAUAUAUUUUACAUGUUCCUACGGGAUACGAUGACUGUGUUCAUGAAUUGCUGAUUGAUUAUCAUGAGAUUUACAGUAUAUAACUGAGGGACAGCAGCGGGUGCAGAAAUAGAUGUCAAGAUAACUUAUUACUAAUUAUCUAAAAGAACGUUUCCGCUCUCCCAAAAAUUAGCCUCAUUCACAGCCAAGUCACACAGUAUCUCUCAAAAUCAACAGUGAGUUGAAUGAACAAGCAGUGUAACUUUCAGCCAGUGCAGACGUUAUAAUCUGUAAAAGUGUUCUUUGUCUCUGUGUUGACUAUAGUUCUCAGUGAGAACGGUACCUUAAGUUACAAAACAUUGCAAGACUCUUGCAAGAUUUGUGUCCCUUUUCUCUCACUUAUAUGUUUUCUUACUUAUUUACCCCUACUCCACGUUUUCUUUUUUGCAUCAUAUUGAUGUGUUUUAUAAUGGCUUAAUUGAGUUGCACAUUAAAGCAAGCUCUCAGUUCUUUUUUUUCUCCUAUUUGCACGUUAGGCCUUUUUUGGUCUGACAAAGACCCAGAUCAUGCUAAUGUACCUCUGAUGUAAUGUCUCAUACCACCACAGUCUGAAAAGUAGAAUGAAAAGACAAGUUGCCACUGGCUUAUUUUAGGUUGGCUCCGGGCACAGUUACAUAUAUUUAAAAGUGGUUUAUCAAAGCCUUAAUCAUACAUGUUGUCACUUUUUGUGUGAAAAGUUCAUAGUGUAUAGAUAUACUUCAGUAAAGCACUUUAAAUUCUUAUUUUUAAACUUUAUUUUUAUUUAAAUGAAAGGAAGGUGUUUGGGGAUAAUCAUGCCUUAACAAUGCCACAAUUUUGGUCCUCUAACCUCUCUUUUCUGAUUCCUGAUCCCUCAGUCAAGCGUAGCAUCCCAUCUGAGUUGCAAAUGCUCUUGUCAAAGACAGACCCCUGAUCUGGACUGGGUUGAGAUGAUCAUUAACUAGGGUGACCAGAGGAACAAUCUCUCCCUGUACUACCAUCAUCAACAAACCAGCUUGAAACACAACAGAAUGCUGACGUGGUCUGCAAAAAUAAGACACCAACUUAUGGAACUUAACUUAUGAAAAUUAAUGUACUGCAACAUAUGUGGCCCCAUGAAUUGUCCAAGCAAGGGUCAUUUCUUGGGUGAAAUGUGGAG